AACCCCAAAACCAACACACCACUGCCAUUCUCCAUCAGUUUGAUUAUCUUUCUGCAAAAGCAGUUGCCUUUGCUAAUAAAGGAAGAAAAACACUAUAGUAGGAAGACACAUUCUGAAGACUCGUGGUGGCUCACUGGAACGGUGGUGUUAGAGAUCAUUUUCCUACCUGUUGAGUCUGUUUUGGAAAUGACUGUUGCCCUGGUUUUCUGCUUUCUCAGACUUGUGGAAUCUAAGGUGAGUUGUGGGAAACUUGAGGCUGUUUUGUAAUAGUGUUUGGUGUUGUAAGGACCUUGCCUUUCACCUUUAAAAAGCUGGAAACAACCCAAUUCGCAACUCUGUCAUGAUCAUGGAAGUUCAUCUAGUCUGUAAAUACCGAAAUACUUAAUUUUCUGGCCCUUUCCAGGCAGCUUCUGGAUUCUGUUGGCUGGUUAUGGGAUGUUUUCAAACCAGUAAUUUUCAGGGAAUUAUGCAGUGUUACAUCAGAAAAUGACCAAAUGGGCUUUGCUUUUGUCACUUUGAAAGAGCUGCAAAGCUUAAGUGAAAGAAAUUGGACAGAAAUUCAUAGAAUGAAAAUUCUCUGGUGACAUAAAGUACUGCUUUCAGGAGUUAGUAUCCAGAAGUUAGAAAGCAUACCCAAAAAUGUUUGGGUAUGUUAUAUUUAUUGCAAGAGUAUUAAUUUCUCCUUGAAAAUCUUUUUAAAAUAGGUGCUGAAGAGAAACUAUGGUGAAAACACACAUCUACACUGAUAGAUUUUUAGCUACUUUUUUUGAGGGGAUAGACAGGUAGUUUAGUAAAUAUCCUACAUUUAGAAGUUAGUUGGAAACCUUGAAGUAAAUGCCUACAUGUUAAGGUCUGGUUGCAUUAAUGGAAAUGUAUUUCCCAUUAUUUUUUUAAGGAAACUUCUUAACACUAUCCCCAUUGAAUUCAUUCUGUGAAUGUUGUUUUGGCAGGUUACUCACAUGCAAAAAAAUGGGGAUCUCUGCUUCAUCUUGGGCAAAUAAUCUACAGUAUUUAAUUUGCUCUUUCUAGGAGAAACUGGAGAAUGCGCUCUGAGGUUUUGUGGGUUUUUUUGAUCCUUUUUCCAAUGCUCAUCUUCAGUUCAUAAACAUAUUUAAGUUUAAUGGCACAAUAAGGAUUUUGGCCUGGGUGUGUAAAGCAGAUGUGUGUUUUUCUAGUGUGUUUAACAUAAUAGUGUUUCUGUUUGGGGAGCAGAUAAUGUGUGAAAUUAAACCAAAAUACUUUUUCCAGCUCUCCUUAUUCUGCAUUUUAUUUGAAAAGAUAUAGUUGUAGGAAGUACUCUGCUAAUGCAAACAAUGUGCAAGUUGAUGAGAAGUGUGGUGCUUUACAACAAGUUUUCAGUCUCUACUUUUAGUCAUGGACACCUUUUUUCAUUGCCCUGGGUGAGAAGUUUUUAAAUUGUGAAAUAUAUUUUACAUUCAUCUCCUCAUUUCUGUUCAUCCUUACCUUACAAACAUUUAGCAAGUUCCAUACAUUUGCUUCAGAUAUUACAAUUAUUGCAUUUAACUUCCCACUGAACUUAUUAGAGGGGAAAAAUUGCAGAGAUCCAAGUGUGUGAGUAAUUGCAUAAACUAUUUUUUACAUGCAGUCUCUGUGUUUCAAGUGCUGCUUCUGUAUACCGGAUGAAAAGAAAAUAGAAAUUAUAUCUUGCAGAUAGAACUUAUAAUAUGGCCUUAGUAGCACUUAUGCUUUGAAUUGCAUUAAAUAAAAGGGUUUGGAUUAAAUUAAAGAGAAGGAAGGGAAAAAAACACAAAAUGGGUAUUGUCACUGAUGUAAAGAUGUUCGUGUGUAUUUCUGUUCACCCUUCAGUACUGAAAUAUGUGGAAGAUCUGUCGUUGAAAUUCAGGCUGGUUUUGUUCUGAGUGGAUUAGAGCCCCCGGUACUUGGUGCUACAGACUCCUCGACAGCCCGGCAGAGCUAGAAGCACGAGAAGGGUGAGACACUGCACCAUGCGAGGACAGACAGACAUUUGCUUUGAUUAUCCUUGGGGUGGGGGAGAACAGCUGUGUGUGACAGCUGUCACUCUGCUCUCUGAGUGACUGGGUUGUGGGGACUGGAAUUUAAGUGCGCUGCGUGAAUACUUGCUGAAUGCGGGGUUGCGUUUUUCUCUGCUUCACCCGUACAGGCGAGCUCGGUGCCUGAAACUGUUUUAUGCAGAUAUAUAACGUGGCAUACGGCACCUGAAAAGCCCACGCAGUGCGGUGGAUUCAUUAAGUUCAAAAUGGGAAGCCUCGUACUCGCUGCAGGCGAUGCUUCCUUCACCUUUCACCAAACAGCACUUUUACCCUGAUAAAGGGAUCCUUGAAUGCCAGGCGCUUCUGGAACUAAACUUCAAACUGUUUGUGCUUGUGCAUUCAAAUGGUAUGCAACAUGGCAGCUCUGUUGCUGGAGAAAAGCUGCUUGGUUUCACUUCAAGAUUUCCCAUCAAGGCAGAGGAUUAUAGUAUAGAAUCACAGAAUCGACUGGGUUGGAAAAGACCUCAGAGAUCAUCGAGUCCAACCCUUGGUCCAACUUCAGUCCAUUUACUAGAUCAUGGCACUAAGUGCCAUGUCCAAUCUCAGUUUAAAAACCUCCAGGGACGGCGAGUCCACCACCUCCCUGGGCAGCCAUUCCAAUGCCUGACCACUCUCUCUGUAAAGAAUUUCUUUCUAAUAUCCAGCCUAAAUUUCCCCUGGUAGAGUUUAAGCCCAUGCCCCCUUGUCCUAUUGCUAACUGCCUGGGAGAAGAGACCAAUCCCCACCUGGCUAUAACUUCCCUUCAGGUAGUUCUAGAGAGUGAUGAGGUCACCUCUAAGCCUCCUCUUCUCCAGACUAAACAACCCCAGCUCCCUCAGCCUCUCCCCAUAGGUCUUAUGUUCAAGUCCCUUCACCAGUCGUGUUGCUCUUCUCUGGACCCGCUCCAGCACUUCAAUGUCUUUCCUGAACUGAGGGGCCCAGAACUGAACACGAUACUCCAGGUGUGGCCUCACCAAUGCAGAGUACAGGGGAAGGAUCACUUCCCUUGUCCUGCUGACCACGCUAUUUUUGAUACAGGACAGGAUACCGUUGGCCUUCUUGGCCACCUGGGCACACUGUUGGCUCAUGUUGAGCUUCCUCUCAAUUAGUACCCCAGUAUAGCUCAUAAAUCUGAAUAGUAUAUAUCACGGUGAAGACUUAACUGAAAUAAAUUAAUUAAAAACCCACCACAAGAAACCUAAAAACUAAACCCCACCCUUGAAAAAACUUACAUUGACUAUUUUAGGACAGAAUCCCUUUAAGCCAGCAUAGGAAGAAGCAGACUCAACUCAUAGGUGCUUUGCUAUAGGAGGUGUCGUUUGAAUGUUUUUUGAGGGAGUUCCAAAGAAAGAGGUAGGUGUUGGGCUGAGUAAAUACAAUUGUCCAGGGUAAGCAUAGUCAUUUUUCAGAUUGGAACUUGGGAAUGUUUUCAUGAGUUGUUCUGGCUCCUGGGCUUCUGUUCCCCAUCUGUUGAUGGAGAGUGGUGCCACACUCCUCCUUUCCAAAAGCAGUGAGAGGAGAAAUACCUUAAAACUAAAAAUGUCCGGUAUUGGGAUGUUCUUUUCCUUCCUGUGGCAGUAGUAUCUAUGAUAGCAUUGGAAAGCUGUAGAGGAUUACAACACUGCAGGUUUGGCUUGGCCUUGCUGAAAUGGAGUCAAAUACGGUGGUUUGUCCCACACUAUAGGUACCUUUAUAUAGUGGUAGGGUGCCUGUGGCAUCUGACAUGGACUGUGUUGUUUAAUGGGAAGUGUACUGUUUGUAAAGGGAGACAGAUCUUGAAAAAACUGCAGUAUUGAUCUGUGUGGAAAUGGGAAUCUGCCCCGAGUUCUGUGCCUGAUUGUGCCAUUUCUGGCGUAUGAAGAAAACAACUCUCCCACACUGAGUAUAGUUCAUUCCUUGUUUUUAGUACAUACAUAGAAACAGCAUAGUUAAGAAAAAUACCUGAAAAACCCAAAGCCAACCAAACAAAAAAAAAAUCCACACACAAAACUAAAGACAAUACAGAAAAUUAAGUAUGGCUAGUGACUGUUGCAACACUACAAGAAUUUUGUUUUCAAUUAGCUAAAACCAAUUUUUAAUAGUGAUAAAACCCUAGAAUGUAUAGAUUGCAUAGGAGAUGCCUCCUGGAAGGCUUUUUGUGUGCUGCUGUCUAGUGCUUUUCAAACAGCCGUCUGUCGACCUGCUUACUCUGUGAACAGUACUUGCUUACGUACUGCAAGCAUGUCCCUAGUGGCGGCAAGUGUGCUUCUUGUAUUCCCUUGGCUCUUGGGCUUUGCAACCACAGGUGUGCGACUGGGAGGUGUUUCAUACACGUGUGGAAGGCCGGGGAGAGCAGCUGUGGGGUAGUACAGAGCCUGGGGUAAUGCCUGUGAGGGAGAUUUGUAGGGCAGUGGUUAGAGGUUAGCGGCUCUGCUCACUUCUGGAAAGCAUGAUUUGUGUUUGAUUUUACUCUUUGUAAUUUCAAGCUAAUAUGAAAUUUAAGAUGAAGUUCUUAUUAUGUCUGGAAAUGGCUUCUUAUAAUUGUGAAAUGUUUCUUUGGUGUCUAGUUUGUGCUGGCCAGAGAGCUCCUUCCUGGAAUACAGAACCUUGCCAUGCAGCAUGCUGGGUCAGUCCAGUUCCGCUGGAGAAAUGACGUCGUGUUUGUUUUACCAAAAUGUUUUACACAUGUUCCUGUUGCUGGAUUGUUACAGCCUGCUGUGGAACCAGUUACCUGUUGGUCACAGGCAGCUGUUGUAAUGAGGCCUUGGGACACAGUUCAGUAGUACAGAGUGAAACUGUGCAGAGACUGGAGAUUUCUGAUCUAAACUGAGCUCUCUCAGCAGGAAAUCAUUUCAGGGGAACACAGCCUGAGUAGGUAUCAUCAAUGUGAUCUACGUGGAAAAAAAGCAAAUUAGUUGCAAGUAGACCUGUCUAGAUGCACUGAUAGCGACAAGGAAGGAGUAAAUUCAUUAUUCUAAGCUCUGAUGAGGCUCAGUGGAGUGCUCUGUAUAACUGUGUGAUGCUGUGUGUGUAAUUCCUGCAGGUGGGGAAACUGAGGCACUGUGAAAAGCAGCACAGCUUGUGAAGUAUGACAAGAGUGGUGGUCACGCAGUGUCAGGGCAGAACACAGUAUUGCUUGUCUGACAGCUCCUCCCUCAAAAUGCUUCCACGUGAGGAAGCGCUUAGUGCUCAACAGACCAAAACUUGCUUUUCAGUUACUGUUGAGUGAAAGCAAAUUGCUGUGAGGGGUAAGUUGUGGUAUGGAUAGACGUUGCUUGCUGUGGUUGCUGUGUCUUAGUUACGCAAAGGAUGGAUGUGGUAGUGAUGCAGUGCAAUGUCAUAUUUAUCUUUGAGCUUCUGUUUGGCCUCCUGUUGUGCUGCCUAGCUGUGCUGUCUGUAUUAUCCAUUUCCCAUUUUGGAGAUACUUCAGCAACACCAAGUCACUCUCGAAUUUAUAGCCAUCAAAAUUUCAGCAACAGUCUUUCUUUGAUACUUUAAUACUGUGCUGAACAUCCCCAGCUCAUACAAGGGUAAAUUGAGGUCUGGGUCUCUCACCAGCGAAGGACUAGGCUGGAAAAGAAAAUUCUUUUAAAUUUAUCAUCCUCCAGAACAGAAAUGUGAUGGACAAAUGCUGUAAAGGGAAGAGUGGUAACAGUGUAGAUGAAGAAGGGUGCGGUUGUGUGAGUGAGCUUCCUCCUGCAGAGGCAACAAACCUGGAGUUUUUAAAGUAAUUUAAAAGUUUUUCUAUGGACAUUUGGCAGUGUAGUGUUUGACCAUCUGUAGGGGAGGGCAUCCAGAAGGAGCCAGCUCUGCGUGCUGCUGUCCUUGCAGCUGUGCUAACAGCAAGAAUUAGAGGAUCAUUCUUUUCGUUAAAAACAGUGGGAGAAGCCAGCCAUGCUGAUCAGUCAUGGUGAGCAGGGGCUAGGUGUCUCCUUCCCCCAAAACCUACCCCUGAAACAUCACGUGAGCCAAGCAGUAGCUAAUUACAGUGUUUAUAAUGCCAUUAACCUUUAAUCGCAUAGUCCAUUAGCAGACUAAGCAUUAAAAAAACAACCAAAAAACCACAGCAAGCCCUGUCACGGUGUCCCACGCAAUUGCAUUUUGCCGCCCUCCCCCAGGACUUGAGGCUGAUGGCAGAAACCUCACGCGCAGGGAUGCUCAGGGUAAAAAGGUAUCAUGUCAGAAACUCGUUCCUCCAGGGCAUCUCUCUCUUGACAGCUGCCCUCCACAUCAGGGAGGACCUCCUUAGCGCUGAAGGAAAUGUAGCUUUAAAGGUCAGAUUAUCCAUCAGUCUUGUGGGAAGAGCCACUGAGGAAAAACUGACAGCUGUGGUGUUUGCCUGUUUACAUGGGUGUGAAGCUGGCCCUGAUUCUGUAAAUAAUGAGGUUAUAUUUAGAGGUAAAGUGCAUUAUGUCAGACCAGUUCCAGUGGUAAUAAACCAUUUAAUGAAAAAGCAUUAAGCAAGAGAACUUUUAAACUGUAAACAUCUUCCUACACUUGGCGCAUUAGGGUGCUUAAUCACCCCGGUGUGUGGUUUUUGGUGUAAUAUGUAUGCUAUCGAAUAACUGGCAAGCUGCUUGGCAUUUGUAUAGCAUCAAACAGCAGAUUACUUAGUCAGCCUGUGCAUCUAAAUAAUUACAUAUAAGAAAUACUUGUGGAAAUUAACCCUUCCAUCUUACAGAAAUAACCGUGGAGAUAGCAGCUAUUACUGCCCACAUACCGAUUGGUUUUGUUUCCCUAUCUAACCCUGAGGUAAACAGAGCAACUGGCACAGAAUAUGAAGUGUUUUCUUUACUAUUUAGUGCUUUUCAGUGGAUUCUGCUAACAGUUGCAUUGGCUAGUUGCUCCUGCUAAACUACGAAAUUGCUCAGGAGGGAACCGUUUCAGAACUGCUUGAGAGCAAACCAGAAGCGUAAUGCCUGCAUACAUAAAAUGUAUUUGAAAAGGGAAAAGUUAAAGCUCAGUGGGAAUUGUUGGUGAUCUGCCUCUCUUAAGAGGAAGUUUACAGUUUCCCUUUAUCGAUUAAUCUUAAGGGGAGCAACUCCUCAAGAUGAGGAGAACAAAAAAUAAAACGGAAAUUCCCGUGUGAUUUCAUUUUUAGUCUAUGAGGAAAAACAUAUAGGAAGGGGUACUAGACUCCUGGCCUUGUUCUUCAUGGUCUGUGGUAGCUGAUUGUCCAGACCUAUUUUAAGCUCCUUGGCUGUACAUUUUCCUCCAGAAGAAUGUUUAGUAUUCAAGGUCCCGAUGCCCAGCCAAAGCGUACCUGCGUGUCCUGCAGCUCUUCUGACACAGCAACACAGAGUUGAUCUAAAAUAUGACCGAAAUCUGACUGUAAGCACAGCCAGUCUGGAUGUAAAAGCCAUAUGUUCACCCAGACAGUGACCUGGUUGUUUCCAGGAUGGUUUAUGUUCUGUUUUAACCUUAAAAUAAUUGUGUUCCUGUAUCUUUGUAUUCCCUGUAGCCACCGGAGGAAGGUUGAGGUGGCACGUGCAGAUUCAUCCAAACCUGGCCCCUGUUUCCCACACACUGCGUUUAUCUGCCCAGCAGUGUAACCCCCUGCUUUUCAGCCAGACCCUUAGCAAUUAGGACACAAUCUGUCCUACUUAAGGUAUAAAUAAGCUGUUAAUGUUACUUAGGGAUUAUGUUAGGACACAAGGGGCUCAUUGGAAGGCAGGUUUGAAGAGCAGGCCUUGGGCCUUGCACCCCGGCCAGAUGUUUGGAUAAGGGGAAAGUUGUGGCUUCCCAGCCACGUGCACAGAGAGCAGCGGCAGCUGCUGACUACUGAAAUAUUCCAUGGGCCUUAUCAGUUGUUGGAAGUGUGUGUGCUGGGCUCCCCAGUUUAAGAAGGACAAGGAAUUACUGGAGGGAUUCCAUUGCUGGGUUAUGAAGAUGAUUAGGGGUCUGGAUCACCUUUCUUAUGAAGAGAGACACAGAGCUGGGCCUGUUCAGCCUGGAGAAGCUGAGAGGUGAUCUCAUCAAUGUUUAUAAAUAUCUCAAGGGUGGGUGUCAAGAGAAUGGGACCAGACUCCUUUCAGUGGUGCCCAAUGAUAGCAUGAGGGUCAACAGGCACAGACUGAAGCACAGGAGGUUCCAUCUGAAUAUGAGGAGAAACUUCUUUACCCUGAGGGUGCCAGAGCCCUGGAACAGGCUGCACAGAGAGGUUGUGGAGUCUCCUUCUCUGGAGACAUUCAAGACUUGCCUGGACACAUUCCUGUGCAAUCUGCUCUGGGUGAACCAGCUUUAGCAGAUGGGUUGGACGAGAUGAUCUCCAGAGGUCCCUUCUAACCCCAACCCUUCUGUGAUUCUGUGAAGGGUAACCUCCCUGUAUGUUUAGAUCAGGCACACAUGUCCAUGCAGGCAAUGGUCACCAUUAAGUUUACUGGCUUAGAGAAAAGGCUGACAGCACAGCUGGUCUUGGCUCUGUGGGCUCGUGUGUCAGGUGUGGUGUUAGAGAUAAAUAGAGAAAGGGAAAAAAAAGUGUCAAAAUCUCAUUAAAUGUCACUGUUAAUGCUUUGCUGUUUUCUUGUGCAGUUCUCUUCUAGCAUGAAUACAUCCUUCGUAUCGUCUACAAAUGCAGGGAGGUUAUCUCCAUUAGCCUGGUAGGAAAGACUUAGACUUUUUUUUUUUUACGUACUUCACUCUUGCUAAACAUUGCAGCAGGAGCCAAGCCUAAUCCUAUAGGCAUUGGUUUUGCACAGUGUGGUGAUUUGCAAGACUUGGCUUUGUUCUUGUGGUGAGUGACAGGAUUUUGGAGGGUCACAGGCGUCCCUGGGCAUGCAUGUACAUAGAUAUUCUGUACCUAUGUUUUUAAUAUCUGUUCAUAUAUAGAUCCAUAUUAUUCUCAACUCCCACUGCGUACUGUGGCAGCCACACAAUUUAGAAACAUGGUUAUGGUCUGGAGGGAGAAAGAAAACCCAAAGCAAAACAAACAAACAAACAAAAUCCUGCAACCUACAACUGAGGGUGCUAUAAGACUGUUCCUGGCCUUUCCUGAUCCUCUCUGUGCACCCAUCCAUCCCAAGCCCCUUGGCUCAGCCGACCCACAUGUCCAUGGUGGGCAGCUGCAUUUUGGUUGUCCUUUGCUCUUGCUUCUGACUUGCUUUGCUUCCUGCUGUGCUUGGGGGCUUGAAGGAGCUUUUGGGAAGGAAGCCAUGAGCAUGUUUAAAACUGAGUUUGGAUGAAAAGCAGGGUGGGUAGUACUAAGGACUUGAGGAGUACAUGAUGCAGUCUAAAAAUUUUCUGUAUUUACACCUUUGCUAUUUUAAUCGGGAAUGAAGUCAUUGAAAUGAAGUGAUUUAAUGUGGGCGAAGUGGAGUGGUUGGUGUUAUGGAAAAGAUUAAUGAAGUAUGCAGGGAACAGACCGACACAUUCAAACCAGGUACCAAAUACAAAGCAUAUUCCCAUACUGUUACUGUGCCUGCCUGGAAACCUUUACAGAUACCAUGAUAUUAAGAUUGCAAAGUCAUUAGAAGGGAGACUUUCAAAUAGUUUCCUGGCAAUGCUGAAUUACAGGCACUGAAACUGCUGCCACUAUAUAAAAUGCUCUGGCAACUACCUGACUUUGCAUGGGUUGAGGCUGGUGUCUGGCACUGCUUUGGGGAAGGGGAAGAAAAGGCUUAAAUCUGUCAGGAAAACGGCUGCCUCUUCGCUCAGCUGCUGAAGUAACAGCACAUUUUUUUUAAUAAUUUGAAUAUUGCAUGCUGCAUUUUUUUUUAGUCAUUAGUUUAUAAACUUCUUUCAUGGCUUGAGGCAAACAUCAUAAAUACUUCUUUGAGGCUAAAACCAACCUUUUCUCCAUGGCAGUUGUCCGGGGGAGUUUCCCUGGGACCCACACCCAGUGGUUGUGGGCAGGUGUGAUAUGUGUGUGAUAAGGCUUUCUGUGUGAUAAGGCAGCUCCUUGGCAAAUGCAAAUUGCUUGGUGUUUGCUUUGGGAUGCCUAGGUGGAGGGCAGGAGCUGGAGGGGCUCUUUGGGAUGCGGGUUUGCUGGCUGCAGGGCAGGUGGGGCUUUGAGCACAUAGAUGUGCAAAUCUGUGCAGACUUGUGCAGACUUUGGGCAACGCUUUUACCUGGCUAGAGUAGUAGAAAGGGGGCAGAGAGAAAAGGGAAAGGUCGCUUUCCUUUAAACUAUUUAUUUCUUCUUUUAAAAAUCUAUAUAUAUAUAUUUUAAAAGCGGGCAGCGGGUUUAUCUCUCCUGAGUCUUGCUUGUGCCUGUGCAGAGCUGUCCUGUCCUGACCUGGAGACAGCUCUGGGUGUAGCAACCUGUCACAUGCAGUGAAUCACAGGAUUGGUAUGUGCCUUUUGGUGGUUACUGCUUCGGAGUUAUGGCUGGGCUGGGUCGGGUUAGUUUGGGGGGUUUUGGUUUUUUCUAAGCUGUGGGAAACAAAGAGCAACGGGAUGUUGUAUCUUCACUUCUUAGUUUGUAUUGUUGCUUUUGUCAACACCUCCUUGGUUCCUGCUGUCCGUGUUUAAAUUACUCAUUAACGCUCAGACUGCUUUAGGCAGGGGGGACAAUGACCAAUCUGGAAAGCUGCAUAUUUACUAAACCUUUUUCUGGUAAAAACAAACCUCAAUUUUUCCCUGCUGUCAAAUGGAGAAGUUUGGUGUAGUGGAGGGAGCAGCAGUAAACAUAACCAUGUUCGGCUGGUGGGAGCAAUAGGCUUGUCUCCCUGGAAGACUCUGCUCCCUUGUAGUGUUUUGUUAUCUUGCUGAAGAUGCCUAUUAUGCUGAAAAGCGGAGCACUUUGCCCUUUCUGUCUCUUUUUGAACUUUGACCACUUGGUCAGGAUUGAUUAUAAACCCAGGUGCUAAUUACACUGCUUCUCAUUUCGCUGAACAAAGCUAUGUUGGCACGCUGCUUUGCUGUGGCCGGAGUCUCCAGGACAAGAUCCACAAAGUAAAAUGGUGGAGGAAGGAGCGAAGAGCUUACCUAUGGAGCUGAGCGAGAAACGAGGCGUGGAGAACAACGGAUUUGUUCAAAAUGAGGCUUUUGAUGACAAGGAGACCGAAACCAGUAGCCAAGAAGAAACGCCAAAAACAUGCAAUGUUGAUGUAGACACAGCGACUGCGGAGGAGUUGGUGUUGAAGCCCUACGCGGGCAUGCCAAAGGAAGUCUUGCUCAAGUUCUCCAGCCAAGCCCGGUACAGAGUCACCAGGGAGAUUCUCUUCUGGCUCAUAAUUGUUGCUGCCGUUGUGCUGGUGUGUGCUACGAUCACGAUUAUUGCGCUCUCGCCAAAGUGUCUUGAUUGGUGGCAGGCCAGUCCUAUUUACCAGAUCUAUCCUCGAUCCUUCAAGGACAGCGACAUGGAUGGGAAUGGGGAUCUGAAAGGUGUCCAAGAAAAACUGGACCACAUCACGUAUUUGAAUAUAAAAACUAUCUGGAUCACCUCUUUCUAUAAGUCUCCCUUAAAAGACCUUGGAUAUGGAGCUGAAGACUUCUAUGAUAUUGAUCCCAUGUUUGGAUCAAUGAGUGAUUUUGAGAAUCUGCUUGCAGCCGCACAUGAUAGAGGCUUAAAGGUGAUAAUGGAUUUAAUACCAAACCACACAAGUGACAAACACCAGUGGUUUCAGCUGAGUCGCAAUCGGACGGGGAAGUACACGGACUACUACAUCUGGCAGGACUGCGGGGAGGCUGCUGGUUCCAUCACUCCUCCAAACAACUGGGUGAGUGUCUUUGGGAAUUCCAGCUGGCAGUUUGAUGAUGUGAGAAAGCAGUGUUACUUUCAUCAGUUUGGGAAAGAACAGCCAGACUUAAAUUUUCGCAACCUUGCUGUCCAACAAGAAAUCUCUGAUAUUAUGAAAUUUUGGCUCAACAAAGGAGUUGAUGGAUUUAGUUUCAGCGCUGUUAAAUUUCUUUUAGAAGCAACGCAUCUACGGGAUGAGCCUCAGGUGAACAAGUCCCAGAAUUCGGACACUAUCACAGCCUAUUCCCAGCUCUACCAUGACUACACAACCACGCAAGUUGGUAUGCAUGAUAUCAUCCGUAGCUUCCGUCAAACCAUGAAUCAGUUCAGCAGGGAACCUGGACGAUACAGGUUUAUGGGUUCUGAUGGUGAGGAGAAUGAAGACAUCGAAGCAACAAUGAUGUAUUAUGGAACAAGUUUUAUCCAAGAAGCAGAUUUUCCCUUCAAUUUCAACCUAAUUAACAUGAAAAAUCUAUCAGGCAACAGUGUUUUUGAAGCUGUCGACUUGUGGAUGAAAAACAUGCCUACAGGAAAAUGGCCAAACUGGGCGGUUGGAAGCCCUAAUGCUGCUCGGAUUUCGUCUCGGAUUGGGAAGGAGUACAUCAAUGUUAUAAACAUGCUGCUCUUAACCCUCCCUGGUACUCCUGUGACUUACUAUGGUGAAGAAAUAGGCAUGGAGAACAUUGCGUCAGAAAAUGUGACCUUUCCAGAGAAAUCCCCCAUGCAGUGGGAUGGCAAAGUUAACGCUGGUUUUACUGAAGGCAACAGUAGCUGGUUACCUGUUAACUCUGACUAUCAAAGUGUAAAUGUUGAAAUCCAGAAGGCCUGGUCCAACUCGACCCUGAAUUUGUACAGAGAGCUGACUUCACUUCGCAACAAUGAGCUGCCCAUCCAUCGGGGGUGGAUGUGCUACAUCUGGAACGACAAUGACAUCUUUGUGUAUGUGCGGGAACUGGACGGCUUAGACAGAGUCUUUAUGAUGGUUCUCAAUUUUGGGCAGGAAUCGACAAUAGACCUGCAAGCUAUAGUUCCUAGCCUUCCAUCUGAAGCUGUUACAAGACUAAGUACUAAUUUUAGCAAUGCUGGUAAAGCUGUCAAUACCAAACUAAUUAAAACUGAAGUGGGAGAAGGCCUGGUCCUUGAAUAUAAAACAAAGAAGCCUGUUCAUACCAUGCAAGCUUUUCAAGGAAAGUGUUUUGUGGCAGAAAAAGCUUGUUAUUCCAGUGCCUUCAAUUUACUCUACAUGAACUGCUAAGUGCAGGAGUAGAUUAACCAAGGCUUUCAUGUUAAUUCAGAAAAUGUUUGGUUUAGGGAAAUGCUAAAAAUCUUUAGUUUUCUUUGGCUUUUAAAACUAUACAAAAUAAUCAUCCUGAAAAAUAGAUACUUAACUGUCUUGCAUCUGUAUUAGUGCUGGAAAGUAUGGAGUAAACCCUCCCUUAGGGUCUGUGGAGAAGAAAAUUAAACCUGUUCUAAAAACCUG
Molecule: messenger RNA, 13150 nt
Organism: Columba livia (rock pigeon)
Lineage: Eukaryota; Metazoa; Chordata; Aves; Columbiformes; Columbidae
Gene: SLC3A1
Product: solute carrier family 3 member 1
Exons: 10
Coding region: 10889-12925 (678 amino acids)
Biological process (GO): carbohydrate metabolic process; amino acid transport
Source: RefSeq, a predicted model, not a curated record